AUGCUACGCGUCCUCCGCAAAGCCCAGGCGCUCACGCUCCAGAACCUAGAAGGGCGAACCAAGCGAGGGGCGGAACUCCGCAGGGGGCGUGGCCAGGAGGCGGGUCGUGGGUUUCCCGGUUCCGCAGAGGCAGGCUGCGUGCUUGCGCAGCACGUACGAGCGGGGGUGGGGCAGGCGGCCAGGCGGGCUGCAGUAGCGCGGGGCCUGGUCCCGCCGGCACCAUGGCCAAGACCGUGGCCUAUUUCUACGACCCUGACGUGGGCAACUUCCACUACGGUGAGGGAACAAGGGGCAGGGCACCCUAUGAAGCCCCAUCGCUUGGCAUUGACCCAUAGUCUGGUCCUGCACUACGGUCUCUAUAAGAAAAUGAUCGUCUUCAAGCCAUACCAGGCUUCCCAGCAUGAUAUGUGCCGCUUUCACUCUGAGGACUACAUCGACUUCUUGCAGAGAGUCAGCCCCACCAAUAUGCAAGGCUUCACCAAGAGCCUUAAUGCCUUCAACGUGGGCGACGACUGCCCAGUGUUUCCCGGGCUCUUUGAGUUCUGUUCCCGUUACACAGGCGCAUCUUUACAAGGAGCAACCCAGCUGAACAACAAGAUCUGUGAUAUUGCCAUUAACUGGGCUGGUGGUCUGCACCAUGCCAAGAAAUUUGAGGCCUCUGGCUUCUGCUAUGUCAAUGACAUUGUGAUUGGCAUCCUGGAGCUGCUCAAGUACCACCCUCGGGUGCUCUACAUUGAUAUUGACAUCCACCACGGUGAUGGAGUUCAGGAAGCCUUCUACCUCACUGACCGGGUCAUGACAGUCUCCUUCCACAAAUACGGAAACUACUUCUUUCCUGGCACAGGUGACAUGUAUGAAGUUGGAGCAGAGAGUGGCCGCUACUACUGUCUUAAUGUGCCCUUGCGGGAUGGCAUUGAUGACCAGAGUUACAAGCACCUUUUCCAGCCGGUUAUCAACCAGGUGGUGGACUUCUACCAACCCACAUGCAUUGUGCUCCAGUGUGGAGCUGACUCUCUGGGCUGUGAUCGCCUGGGUUGCUUCAACCUCAGCAUUCGAGGGCAUGGGGAAUGUGUCGAAUAUGUCAAGAGCUUCAAUAUCCCUCUUCUGGUGCUAGGUGGUGGUGGCUAUACUGUCCGAAAUGUUGCCCGUUGCUGGACAUAUGAAACAUCGCUGCUGGUAGAAGAGGCCAUUAGUGAGGAGCUUCCCUAUAGCGAAUACUUCGAGUACUUUGCCCCAGACUUCACGCUCCAUCCAGAUGUCAGCACCCGCAUCGAGAAUCAGAAUUCACGCCAGUAUCUGGACCAGAUCCGCCAGACAAUCUUUGAAAACCUGAAGAUGCUGAACCAUGCACCUAGUGUCCAGAUUCAUGAUGUGCCUGCAGACCUCCUGACCUAUGACAGGACUGACGAGGCUGAUGCAGAAGAGAGGGGUCCUGAGGAGAACUAUAGCAGGCCAGAGGCACCCAAUGAAUUCUAUGAUGGAGACCAUGACAAUGACAAGGAAAGUGACGUGGAGAUUUAAGAGCAGCUGGGCUUGUUAUAUCCCAAGGAAUUCCUUUUUACCUCUUGUUUGGGCAGGAGGAAAAAGGUGUGGCGCCCACAGCCCUGGAUGGUCACCUUCAGAGCUUUUACCAGUGCUGGAGGAGGGUUUAGAGACCACACCUGGUUUUUGAACCAACUAUCCCCUUUACUCUGUUUCCCAAGGCCUGACAAUGGUACUGAUUAGGGAUUGGAUUGGGGACAAGGAUAGCUUCCCCUAGGACAUCUUGGGCAAUGGGCCCUAGAGGCCGGUCCCAGCCACUUUGGCCCCCUUGUUCCUUCCCUGUUUCCCUCCAACCCAGAGACUUUUAGGGAUGAAGGUGUUAGACAGGAGUGAAGUUACCUCUGACUUCCUCCUUUCGUGGUUUCUCCUACAACAAGCCUUGUUUUCAGUGCAGGUGAAGAGUCAGGGAUUUUAGAGGGCUCUGGCUCUCUAACAACCUUAACCCCAGAUGAUGGGAAAUAUGGUUUCGAAUCCGGGGAGGAUGUGAAAAUGUCCCUUUCUAACUUUUGGCUUUAUGUCCAUUUUACCACUGUUUUUAUCCAAUAAACCAAGUUGGUAUUUUUUGUA
Molecule: messenger RNA, 2109 nt
Organism: Hyaena hyaena (striped hyena)
Lineage: Eukaryota; Metazoa; Chordata; Mammalia; Carnivora; Hyaenidae
Gene: HDAC3
Product: histone deacetylase 3
Exons: 15
Coding region: 1-1521 (506 amino acids)
Molecular function (GO): histone deacetylase activity
Source: RefSeq, a predicted model, not a curated record